ACCUCUUCACACUCUUUGCCUCAUCACACCAGAACACUAUUUUCUCUCCUCUCUAUCCUUCUCAAACUCUCUUCAUCCCCUAUUAUAAUAUUUUCUUCAACUUCUUUAUUUCAACUACUGCAAUAUAUUAUCCAUUUAAAUCCAAACUCUUGGGAUCAGUAAACAUAAAAAAUUCAUUUUCAUUUGUUUAGUUUAACAGAUUAACAAUGAAAGGAGAGUACGUAGAUCAACAUUCAAAGCUUCACCAGUCACAUACACAGUCACAGUCACAAAACAAUCCAUUUCUUCCUUUCCAGCUCUCUCAUCAUGAAUGUCAAACAGUCGGCGAAGACGAUAACCGCUCCGGCGGUGGCGCAACCGCUCAGAAACCGAACUCUUCUGGCGACGGAGCUACCAUUGAGGUUGUCAGGCGGCCGAGAGGACGUCCGCCUGGAUCUAAAAACAGGCCUAAACCGCCUGUUAUCAUAACACGCGAUCCUGAGCCUGCUAUGAGUCCUUUUAUUCUAGAAGUUUCUGCAGGAAACGACGUCGUGCAAGCGGUUGCUGAGUUUAGUCAUCGGAGAAAUAUUGGCUUGUGUGUACUAACUGGUUCAGGAGCUGUUGCUAAUGUUACUCUUCGUCAACCGUCAACUACGCCGGGAACCACCGUUACUUUUCACGGCCGGUUUGAUAUUCUAUCCUUAACCGCUACUUUUCUUCCGCAAUCAUCAUCAGGUGGCUCUUCUCCAUCUCUUCCUAGUGGUUUCUCCAUCUCACUCGCUGGUCCGCAGGGACAGAUCGUCGGAGGAAUUGUUGCUGGAAACUUGAUAGCUGCGGGAACGGUGUUUGUUAUUGCUGCUUCGUUUAAUAAUCCGUCGUAUCACAGGUUACCUCCGGAGGAAGAAGGAGGAAACUCGGUGUCAGGCGGUGACGGAAUUUCUCCACCUGUUUCCGGUGCGGUGGAUAGCGGUCAAGGUCAAGGCGGUGCUGAGUCGUGCGGGAUGUCUAUGUACAGCUGUCAUUUACCACCGUCGGAUGUGAUUUGGGCUCCUUCAGCAAGACCACCACCUUACUGAGAAUUGAAUCACAUUUUCAUUUCUUGUUGCAAAAUCAUGCUUCUCUAUUUCUACAUGCUGUUUGUUCUAUUAUUGUUAUUUCUGUUUAAUUAUUAUUAUUAUAAUUAGGUUUAACGAUACUAGUUUAGCGUAGUUAUGUAGCUAGCUAGGUUGGUUUAUUUUCAGUGAUAUCAUCAUUUCAUUUCAAUACUUAAGUAACUAGUGUUAGUUGUUUUGUUCAUUCUCAAUUCUCAUCAUGUACUAUUACUUUUGAGUUUAUAUUCUCCAUUAAUUAUUUUUGAGGAAGAAAAGGAAAAUGAGAAAUGGGGAAAUGGUAGUUAUGCUUUCUAUGUCAAGAUUUAGAAUAGGCCUUUAUUUGUAUUUUUAUGAAGAUGAUGAAUUGGUUUUGAAGAAAGAUGAUGAAGUGUGGGAAUAUGCGUAGAGUGUGCAGUAGUGCUAGCUAGUAUCUGUACAUGUGAUAGGUCUGGCCUGUGAGUGUCAUUGGAUGACGAUAACAAAAGCUGAUGCAGGCUGUGUGGCUAUAUGAGAUAUAGACUGCCGCUAUGACCUGAAAUUUCUAUUUUCAAAGUACGUUGGGUUGGGUUUCUUCUUGAUUUGUAUAAAGUGAAGAACGUGGCUAGCUAGGGUUGUGAUAGUGCAUGCAGUAUCUUUUCAGUGAGGAAGAGAUCUAUCAAAGACCAAACUUAUUUAUUUCGAUUCUCAUUUACUUUACUUUAUACUAUCUGAUCACCUGAUCUCUUUAUGUACUUGUUGUGUUUCUUUGUCAUCGACUCUUCUGAUUUGUUUGUAAUUAAAGAGAGGUAGAGAAACUCCAAAAAGAACUUUAUUAAUUAAUAGUGAAAAACUUGCACCCAUUCAAAUUUGUUUCUAGCUUUAGAAUCACCCCCAUCAUGUAUAAUAUUGGUCGGUGUGUAGUUGUAAUUUGCAGUGUUUUAAAAGUUAGUUUAUUAAAUUGGAGAUUGUAUUUAUAUUUGGAAAUGCAUAUGGUUAAUGUUA
Messenger RNA from Vicia villosa (hairy vetch), 2051 nucleotides. RefSeq names its product AT-hook motif nuclear-localized protein 17. Gene Ontology annotation, molecular function: DNA-binding transcription factor activity; minor groove of adenine-thymine-rich DNA binding. The record is from RefSeq and is a predicted model, not a curated record. Gene Ontology annotation, cellular component: nucleus. NCBI's taxonomy places the organism in Eukaryota, Viridiplantae, Streptophyta, Magnoliopsida, Fabales, Fabaceae. The transcript has a single exon. The coding region runs from base 207 to 1055 and encodes 282 amino acids.